Messenger RNA from Scleropages formosus (Asian bonytongue), 3695 nucleotides. It is a transcript of the gene b4galt5, whose product is annotated as UDP-Gal:betaGlcNAc beta 1,4- galactosyltransferase, polypeptide 5. The transcript has 9 exons. Bases 460 to 1602 code for a protein of 380 amino acids. The record is from RefSeq and is a predicted model, not a curated record. Gene Ontology annotation, biological process: carbohydrate metabolic process; glycoprotein biosynthetic process. Gene Ontology annotation, cellular component: Golgi apparatus. Lineage: Eukaryota; Metazoa; Chordata; Actinopteri; Osteoglossiformes; Osteoglossidae. Gene Ontology annotation, molecular function: UDP-galactose:glucosylceramide beta-1,4-galactosyltransferase activity.
AACUAGAUGUGAAACGUACAGUGUGUGACUGCGGAGGGAGAACACGCCCCUCGCGCUCCAUUCAGCACCGCCGCGCGGACGGACCCUCGAUCGCGGUUCCCACCUUGACCCGAGAUACAUCGUAAUUAUGAGAUUUGGCUGAGACUCUGACAAUAACCUUAUCACCGCCAACGUCAACCCCAUUCGCUGGGGUGGGGUUGUAAAAUAAAACUACGAUCAGAUGUAAGGAUUUUUACUGCCGCCACUUGGAGUCGGACUCCGGAUCGUUCUCUGCGGUUCCGUGUUUCCAUCAUCAGCGGUCCGCGCUGCUCGCUCCCCUCGCCCGUCCUGCUGAGCUCGUCUCCGCUCGAACCUGUGCUAAAUGAACGCGCUAGUCAUUACAUCGGUGCCCGGCUUAUAAAUAAGAAGCAGAAGAAGAAAAGAAAAAAAAACAAAACGAUCGCGUUUCUUUCUCCUAUAAUGCCGAGACAUUUGCGAUUCCCGAGAAGGUCAUUCCUGGGGCUCUUAUUCCUCUUCUCUCUGUCCACGUCCGCGCUCUACUUCAUCUACUCCGCACCUGGCAUCGUGAAUGAGUACCUCUUCAUGGUCCAAGCCCGAGGGGUCCAGAUCAGGGAGAAUGUCCGAAGCAUCGGGGUGCAGGUCCUGGAGCAGGUGGUCCGAGGAGCCUACAGCAACGGCACAGAUUACACCUAUGACUUCAAUCUCAGUGAGCCGCACUUUCAGACAACCACCUACCUCCCCGAUGGCUUCACAUACCACCCAGACCAAAAAUGCCCGGAGAAGCUACCCUCAAUGAAGGGACCUGUAGAUGUGAAUAUGAGUGAGGUGACCCUCCUGGAGGUGGAGAAGACCCUCCUAGAGGCAGACCGCAGCCUUGGCCAGGGAGGCCACUGGAAGCCCCAGGACUGCCAGCCACGCUGGAAGGUGGCCAUCCUGGUCCCCUUCCGGAACCGCCACGAGCACCUCCCCAUCUUGCUGCGGCACCUCAUCCCCGUACUGCAACGCCAGCGGCUCCAGUUUGCCUUCUAUGUUAUUGAGCAGGCAGGCAAUGAGCCUUUCAACCGUGCCAUGCUCUUCAACGUGGGCUUCCGGGAGGCCAUGAAGGACAUGGAUUGGGACUGCAUGAUCUUCCACGACGUAGACCACAUACUGGAGAAUGACCGCAACUACUAUGGCUGCGGGAAGAUGCCACGACACUUUGCUGUGAAGCUCAACAAGUACUCGUACACGCUGCCGUACAACGAGUUCUUCGGUGGGGUCAGCGGACUCACCGUGCAGCAGUUCCGUAGGAUAAAUGGCUUUCCAAAUGCCUUUUGGGGUUGGGGUGGUGAAGACGAUGACCUCUGGAACAGGGUGCAGUUUGCCGGGUACAGUGUGAGCCGGCCGCCAGGGGACAUAGGCCGCUAUAUGUCCAUCCCCCACCAUCACCGUGGAGAGGUGCAGUUCCUGGGCAGGUACCGACUUCUUCGGCGGUCCAAGGAGAGGCAGGAUGUGGAUGGACUUAACAAUCUAAAUUACGCCCCCCGCGUGACACGCAACCCCCUCUACACUAACAUCACCGUCCACCUGACUAGGGAGCUGGCGCCAGUGGCUGACUACUGACUUGGCCCUCUGACUCGGCUGAAGGCAAGCGGCCAAAAGUGCUGAACAGUCGACGACCACAGUUCUAGGAACAAUCAUCUUCCAAAAGUCUCAUCACCUCUUUAAGGGAAGCUGGUUAUCUUUUCUUGAAGGUGACAAAUCGUCGAUACAUCAGCGAAAACAAGGAUUCAACAUGAUGCUUAAUUUGCUGUGGACUUUAGAUGUUAGUUUUGUCGGGUGUUCUUCUGCUACUGAUCAGUAUGUGUCACUCAUCGCUUCUGACUCUGCAGCAGAACCCUGGUUUGGGGUUACACCAAGAGGCUUCACCUGGCGCCUUUUACACGUUCGCCUGCUACGUCCAUUCAUGGCUUCCGCUCAGUGGAGAGUUCGGCUUCCUUUCAGUUAAGCGCACCAUAUUCAGCGGCUGGUGGCCUGAGGCCACUUCCUCACGUAAAACGUCACCGUUCCGAGAAGUCGCUUAAUAAGGGCCAAAAAAAACAAGAAAAAAGACACAAUUAACAAUGCACGUGAGUAAUGCAUGCAAGCAAACCUCAAGCUGUUUGUUCAGUCUAGUGGAAAUCCACCGGGACAUUCGCAGACGCACCUGGGGAGGAGACCAGGACGACCUCUGCACCCCCCUAACCCCUUCUCGCAGCCUCCCCUUCAGUUCCACACCAGGUUGUUAUGGCAGUGCAGUUCCUGCCAUCCCACAUGGCGGGAGGACCUAUGCUCAGGUGAUACACCACUUUUGCGAUGAGUAUCUCUAGUGACCAGCGAGCAAUGUCAAGAACACAGAAUCCACUGAAGGCUUCCUCUGUUUGGAGGUCAUGAAUGGCCCUACUGUUGGGCGUUCUGACAUAAUGCAGAGGCUCAUUAAAGUCUCCCUGCUGAAAGGGGGCUGGUGACCCUGGAACACUGUACUGGGAGGAUAUUGCAAACCCAAGCCCCGUGGUGAGGUGAUUACCGCACAACACGGAAGAGUGCCCCCGACCAACCCCAGCCAACUGGACUCGCCCACGAGACCAACGCAGAACUGUGGGCAGGUCUUCCUGUAUCUGGGGAGCUCUCCAACCACCUUGCAAAUCUCACCUGUGUGCACAUAGAAACUGAUGACCUAUGAGGCGCCUCUCUGCCCGAUGACAUGUGAACAGAAACCAGCGUGCGGUACGGCACGAUGUCUGUCCCGCGUACUCAUUCUCCUCAAAAAACGUACUGGUUAGAUGAUAACCCUCUGUUGUAACAGUCAGUACUCCAGCCACCCCGUAAUCACUGUCUACAUUUGUGUCUCAGUGCGUUCUUGGCCGUUUCCCUCCUUUUUCCAGUAGCUUUGAAUAGCAAGGAAGUCUCAGCCCGACUGGGUCGAUCAAAAUUGGUUUUUUCGGGUCAUCAAAAAUAUGACAGCGCAAUCGUGAAAAGUUGGACAGACUUUACACAGAGUUGCCUACACCCACUGUGUUUACGGUGUGUUUUUCCGUCCGUCUUCUAAGCGGUAUCGGCGGUCUCCGUCACCCGUGGGAGACAAAUACUAAAAAGCAACGCAGCGAACCCGUUUCGCACAGGCCCCGUCACGUUAUUACAGAGCUGUGAGUCGAACACGAUUUCGUUUUAAUUUACCGUUUUUAAACUUUUUCCUUUUUUUCUGCAGAAUCAAGAAAAGAAGGUUUUCUUUAUUUAUUUAGCUUUGGUGAAUGACAGAUUACCUUGUAACUGUGUACACUUUAGUGAGAAAAAGUGAUGAGCAGAACAGUCAAAGCAAUUUUAACUGUUGUCCCGCAUUUCUUUGUCUAAUGUUAACAUUGUUUACAUCUGAACUUGCAUGCACCCAAAGUAGAUUGUUAGCAUUAGUUGCACAGCUGCUGCAAGUCCCGUUGCGGUGGUAGUUAGUGGAGUCACCGGACGCCGGGCGCAUUUUUUCCCGGCCAGCCCGUUGCACUCCGCUCUCCGACCGCUGGUCCCACUGCAAGAGACACAGUUUGUGCAUUUUUAAACGUAAAGUUGAGGAUAUAUCCUACGGAAUUAAAUGUGCUCCGCUAAUAUGUGUAGAAUAUGUACGUCUGUGUGUGUGGUGUUGUCUCUUUUUAAUUUUUUAAAAAUUUUUCACGUGACACGCUCCC